ACGUAAACCUCCUUUUUAUUGAAUAUUGAACUGGAAGUCCAAACAUCAGCCGGGCGUUGGGCGUUAAUGUUCUCCGGGUUGUCCCACCCCAGUCCAGUGCAUAUAAUUAGCGCGGCUAGGACAUUUGGAUCUGCGAAUCAAGUAACCUGUAGCUUGGGCUGAAGGGCCACAAUCUAACUGGACUCCUUGACCACAUUAAAUACUCUGUACAAUAACGAAAAUGAGGAUUCUGACCCUGUCACUGCUUCUCUUUAAUGCUUUUAAGAAGACAGAAGCGACUCCGACGACAGGUGGAAAUGCUAAGGGUAACCCCUGCGUGUUUCCGUUUGUCUACCAGGGAAAGUCCUACAGCUACUGCAUUACGUAUAAUGAUGACCAGAUGCUGCCAUGGUGUGCCACCACGAGUAAUUUUGAUGAAGACAUACAGUGGGGCUACUGCCCAAAAUCAGGCAUUAAGGCAGUGAAUGGGAGAGCAGGUCCCGAGUGUGUCUUCCCCUUCGUCUACAAAGGAAAGUGGUACUUUACCUGCACAAACGAGGACAGAGACAAGAAGUGGUGUGCAGUGACCAGUAAUUACGAUGAGGACCAGAAGUGGGCUUACUGCUCUAAUGCCAGUCUUCCAGCAGUUGGUGGAAAUGCCAACGGAGCCCCCUGUGUUUUCCCCUUUAUCUAUCAAGGACAAACAUACACAUCUUGCAUUAACGAAACCUUUGAGGGCCUGUGGUGUGCAGCAACAAGCAACUAUGAUAAAGACACUCAGUGGAGCACCUGUCCAGGUGCUGCUGUCCCAUCUUGUGCCUUUCCUUUUACUUACCAAAAUAAAGAGUACAACUUCUGUACCACCGCUAAUUGGAAUGUAGGACGACCCUGGUGUUCUCUCAACACCCAGUAUGAUAACAAAUGGACACACUGUCCGACCUCAGGGGUUCAGACAUUUUCCGGUAAUGCAGAGAGACCCGACUGUGUGUUUCCCUUUAUCUACAAGGGGGUAACCUACAACUCCUGCACCAAUGUGGACAGCCAUGAAGACUGGUGCUCCAUAACUACUAACUAUGAUCAAGAGAAGCUCUGGGGUUACUGUGAAACUAAAUCUGAAUUUAGGACAACAGGUGGGAAUGCCAAUGGUGCACCCUGUGCGUUUCCUUUCACCUACAAGGGAAAACCCUACAAACACUGCAUUACCUACGAUGAAAACCGUCAACUGCCAUGGUGCUCCACCACAAGAAAUUAUGAUGAAGAUAAACUUUGGGGCUACUGCCCAACCUCAGGUAUUAAGGCAGUGAAUGGAACGGCUGGCCCCCAGUGUGUCUUUCCAUUUGUCUACAAAGGGAAAUGGUACUUCACCUGCACCCAAGAAGACAGUGACAAGAAGUGGUGCUCUGUGACCAGUGACUACGACCGAGAUGGCAAAUGGGCGUACUGUGCAGAUGUGGCUUUACCAAUCGUAGAGGGAAAUGCUCAUGGAGCUCCCUGUGUUUUCCCUUUCAAAUAUGAUGGACAAACAUAUACUUCCUGCAUUAAUAAAGACUAUAAUGGUCUGUGGUGUGCCACAACAAGUGAUUAUGCCAAAGACAAUCGAUGGAGCACCUGUCCAGGAGCUGAUGUCCCUUUUUGUGCUUUCCCUUUUACUUAUAAAAAUGAAGACUACAAGUUUUGUACCACUAAUAACUGGGUUCAAGGUCGUCCUUGGUGUUCUUUAGAUUCUACAUAUAACAACAGAUGGAAGUAUUGCCCCACUUCAGGAGUUCAAACAUUUGGUGGAACUGCUGACAGGCCAGAAUGUGUCUUUCCCUUCAUCUACAAAAAUGUGACCUACAACUCCUGCACCAAAGUGGCCAGCAGUCAAGAGUGGUGCUCCAUCACCACCAAUUACGAUGAGGAUAAACUCUGGGGCUACUGUACUACUGAGGGCAAAAAGAAUUGAAAGCCAUUGAAAGUAACUUACAAUAGAUGAAGGAAAACCUCUGGGAUGUUCAUUAAGACUACAUCUGAUUUUUGGUUUCAAUUUUUGUGCUUUUGGUUUUGUUUUAUUCAAAUGAAUUAUAAUAAACUGAUAGGGAUUCUCUGCUCAAAAA
Molecule: messenger RNA, 2075 nt
Organism: Erpetoichthys calabaricus (reedfish)
Lineage: Eukaryota; Metazoa; Chordata; Cladistia; Polypteriformes; Polypteridae
Exons: 13
Coding region: 221-1924 (567 amino acids)
Cellular component (GO): cell surface
Molecular function (GO): heparin binding
Source: RefSeq, a predicted model, not a curated record